Messenger RNA from Danio aesculapii, 2763 nucleotides. It is a transcript of the gene slc41a2b, whose product is annotated as solute carrier family 41 member 2b. The coding region runs from base 200 to 1861 and encodes 553 amino acids. Gene Ontology annotation, cellular component: plasma membrane. Gene Ontology annotation, biological process: monoatomic cation transport. The transcript is spliced from 11 exons. The record is from RefSeq and is a predicted model, not a curated record. Gene Ontology annotation, molecular function: monoatomic cation transmembrane transporter activity. NCBI's taxonomy places the organism in Eukaryota, Metazoa, Chordata, Actinopteri, Cypriniformes, Danionidae.
GCACGGCAAUGAUGACGUGCCGCCGCUGUCACACAGCUCCAGUCCGACGAUUAGGGAAGAAGCAAAAACUCGUUUCGACGGAGCGGAAAAUACCACGGUCACUGUGAUACUAUAAUGGAUGCCAUCUGCUGGUUCUGCUGAUCUGUUACUUUUCUCAAAGUCAAGAGGGCCAUGAGCCCAGCCAGGUGUAAUCUUCAGCAUGAGCCUCCGAACGAUAGGGGGUGCUGUCCUCAGCUCCCUGGGCCCUAGUCUGGCAGCUCAGGCCGGAGGAGCUUGGAGCUCUGUGUCUUUUAGACCCAUACCUUGCAUGCUUCAGACCAUGGUUCCUUCUGGUUACACUGCUCUACAGGAGGAACGGCUGGCCAUGGUGGAUCUUGGUACACCCAAGCCAGAGUCCCAUAAGAAUGGCUUCCACCGAGAGUCCCGGAGACAUUCAGACCGUGGUAGCAGGACCUCCAUCAGCCUGUCUGAGGCUGGAGAUGGACGAUAUGCAGAGACUGAACCCAUGCUGCCUGAAAGCAGGCUUUCAGGAGAAGAAGCCGAUGAGGAGGAGAGUGAGGAGGAAGGGCAGCAGUUGACAAAUGUAAACAUGCCCAAAGAGUCACCCCUGGCCAUGGCACUGCAGAUAGUGGUGCCAUUCCUUCUUGCAGGGUUCGGGACAGUGUCAGCCGGGGUGGUGCUGGAUAUAGUACAGCACUGGGAAGCAUUUAAGAAUGUUACGGAAAUCUUCAUCCUUGUUCCAGCUCUUUUGGGUUUGAAAGGAAACCUGGAGAUGACUCUGGCUUCCAGACUUUCCACAGCGGUGAAUGUGGGCAAAAUGGACUCCCCCAUAGAGAAGUGGAAUCUCAUUAUUGGGAAUUUGGCACUGAAACAGGUUCAGGCCACAGUAAUCGGGUUUCUGGCGGCAGUAGCGGCUGUUGUACUGGGUUGGAUUCCUGAGGGAAAGUUCCAGAUCAGUCAUGCCGUGUUGCUGUGCUCCAGUAGUGUCGCCACAGCCUUCAUAGCAUCUCUGCUGCAGGGUAUAAUAAUGGUGGGUGUGAUUGUGGGCUCUAAGAAGACAGGUAUCAACCCUGAUAAUGUAGCCACGCCCAUCGCUGCCAGUUUUGGUGACCUCAUCACGCUCGCCAUCCUAGCAUGGAUCAGCCAGGGCUUAUACAACUGUAUAGACUCUCACCCAUACGUGUCGUUUCUGGUGUGUGCCUUCUUCAUCAGUCUGACUCCGCUGUGGAUGGUCAUCUCCUCCAAACACCCUGCCAGCCGUCAGCUGCUCUACUCCGGCUGGGAGCCAGUUAUCACUGCUAUGUUCAUCAGCAGUAUUGGAGGACUCAUCCUGGAUAAAACUGUGUCUGAUCCCAACCUGGCUGGGAUUGUGGUUUACACGCCUGUUAUCAACGGUAUUGGAGGAAAUUUGGUGGCCAUCCAGUCCAGCAGGAUAUCCACCUACCUGCACUUUCACAGCACCCCCGGCGAGGUUCCAGAUGAGGCCAAGGGUUGCUACUAUCCCUGCCGCACCUUCUGUGGCUCAGGGGCCAAUCACAGGUCAGCACAGGUCCUGCUGUUACUGGUCAUCCCAGGUCACCUGAUCUUCGUGUACACCAUUGAUCUGAUGGAGAGGGGUCACACCUCGCUGACCGUCGUCUUCAUCCUGGUGUAUCUGGCUGCUGCUCUUUUCCAGGUGUUCUUGUUACUUUGCAUAGCGGAUUGGAUGGUUCACUCCAUGUGGAAAAGCGGGAAAGAUCCAGACAGUUUCUCUAUCCCAUAUCUAACGGCGUUGGGCGACCUGUUGGGCACCGCUCUCCUGGCUCUCAGCUUCCACUUCCUGUGGACCAUCGGGGACCAGGAUAGCGAUGUGGGCGACUAAUGUCAACCUUUGACUCGUAAAUCAACGUUUUCCAUACUCGCUGUCCUCACUUAUUGCCUUGAACGGCAGCUUGUCGAAGCGAAUGGCAUCUGGCGGCAAAGCAUUUCUGUGUCAGUUCAUGACUUUUCUCAAAGUGCCAGAUGAUUUAUAAGCUGCAUUGAGAGAUUCAGCACUUUCAGUAAAGUAUAGACGGCUGCAAAACGCCUCCAUCAUCUCAAACAGGGUGUUUCUUGGGGUGGUACGAAAGUAAUAUUUACCCAUAUAGGUUUAUUUAUCAGCACUAUAGCAGUGGAAGGACCAAAUACAAACUCUUGAGGAACACCUAAGACUUUGUUGGUGAUUACACUUUAUUUAUUUGCCCUUUUUGUCUUUCUUACACAUGUAUCAGUGUUUUUUGGGUUUUUUUUUAUGUCUCUUUUGAGUGGCACGACUUCCUCUUGUCUAUCCAAUCAAAUCAGACCUACCUAUACAAGUAUACACACAGUUUAACUCAACCAGUGCCAGAUCAAUCCAUAUAAACCUCUUUAAUGCAGUUUGAAAGUGUUGCUUAAUAGUGUAGAAUAAUGAACUAAUAUAUAUAUAUAUAUCUGCUUUGGGGAAAGGGAAUGAACUUUCAACUGCUCAUUCAGAGAGAAAACAAUGGUCUGAAAAAUAUAUUAAGUGCGCCUUUUCAGUCUACUGCUGCGUCUUUGUUUAAUGCUUAUGUAUGCCAACAAAUGGGGAGAAUGUACAUCUUGUGUGCAAACUUUUUUAUAAGUUGUUAUCAUGGUGCCAUGCAUUUUUCUAUGGAGAAGGAGAAUGUUUCUACUGGCACCAAUGGAGGAUUCUUGGUGUAUGUUUCUGACUUGCUUUUUUUGAUACUCCGAAUGGUAAAUAAAGGUUUAAUAAAAGCUUAUGUCUAA